Molecule: messenger RNA, 1560 nt
Organism: Caenorhabditis briggsae
Lineage: Eukaryota; Metazoa; Nematoda; Chromadorea; Rhabditida; Rhabditidae
Exons: 7
Coding region: 1-1560 (519 amino acids)
Biological process (GO): protein dephosphorylation
Molecular function (GO): protein tyrosine phosphatase activity
Source: RefSeq, a predicted model, not a curated record
AUGGACUUGGAGCCGGGAGAGAUUGUGGAUUUGGAGCCAGAACAAGUGGAAUUGCUCACCGAGUUUCUCAAAAAGCGAGAAGAAGAUUCUGGAAAACCGAUUGGGCUGGAAGAAAUGAAAGAUUGGGAGACUGAAGUGUUGGCUCAAUUCCAAAAAACCAUGGAACAUGCAAAAAAGAUCACAGGGUGGAGAGAAGAGGAAAUUUUGAAUCAGGCGGAUGAGUUGAUUCUGAAAGCCAAGGAAAUGUUAGAAUUAGAGAAGGAGACAAGUAUUCUGAAAUUUCUGGAAUCGAUCGUUCCAAUUCAAUCAAAUAAUAGAGAAAAUGGGAUCAGCAUUUCUGAUUGCUCCAUUGAUAUUUGUCUCGAUGGUUUUUGCGGCACGACACAGGAAAAAUGCUACCACUACACUUACCGGAAAGACAAACAAUUCAUCUGGGAACCCAACAAUUAUUAUAUCGAUUGUGAGAUGAUUGAUUUGGAUCCAUCCUACACCCAUGUCAAACCAGCCGACCGCUAUAAAAUUUCCGUUUUUAUGGAGAAGCAAUUGCUUGGAAAAGGCAAGGAUCUCGCCAAAAUACAUGUGGGUAUUUUGAAAGCGGCGUCUUAUGGUCCACAGUCUGAAGAACGGGAAGCUCCUUAUAAGAAGUUAGCAUGGACCAGAUAUCGCGACCGAAACAUCAAACUGAAACCUGAAAACGCGUGCCAACCGUUUCGUCUCCAUGGAAACUUGAUUCGGACUCGAAUGAACACCAAAUUCUACGCGAUGCAAGCUCCGACAACACUUACGGAGCACACCGAAGACACUCGAGUCGAAUUCCUGGAUCUUAUCGCCUGGGACGAUGUGAAAUACAUUGUGAUGCUUUGCAAUAAAGCAACAUCUGGAAAUUACUUUUGUAACAAUGCCGGCAGAUCCGUUAAAAUUGGUCCGUAUACGGUUAAAACGGUUUCCAAAUGUAUUUUUGGUACCAAGGACAAAAACGGGAACUCAGUGACAUGGGGAGAUGCUAUUAUAGUUCGCGAGUUGGAGCUUAGCAAGGAGCCAAAAAAACAAUUCAUUCUGUUCGGAAAGGAAAAGGAAACGAUGCCUACUAAAACAGUGACCCAUUACCAAUAUACAAAGUGGCGUGGAAAAGGGCUUCCGCCAUUGAAAUAUGCCUACGAUCCGUGUUGCGCUGAUGAGAACGGUGGCGUUAGCCCUGUAAUCGUCCACUGCAAGUACGGUACCGGCCCCACUAUGUCAUUCAUCGGUCUCGAAUACAUCUCUCGUCUCGUCGAAAUUUGGCCCGAAAAGUCGUUCACAGAAUUGGCGAUGCAAUUUGUCGCCAAGAGAUACCACGCAUUUGACAACUUGCAGCAAAUCUAUUGGCUUCAAAUUGGUGUGAUGAGAUUCUUGGAGAAAUCCAAUCAGUUCCCAACUGUUUCCUUUGAUAUGUGGGCUACGUUCAUCAGAAGACGUCGGGCUCAAUUGAAGCGUCAAUUGAAGACGUAUUUGAAAAAGGGGACUCCAUUGAAAAUAAAGGUUAAAUCGAAAUCGAAGGCUCAAUCGAAAGGAAAGAAAUGA